Contarinia nasturtii (swede midge) is the source of this 504-nucleotide messenger RNA. RefSeq names its product probable 60S ribosomal protein L37-A. Bases 116 to 400 code for a protein of 94 amino acids. Gene Ontology annotation, cellular component: cytosolic large ribosomal subunit; ribosome. Gene Ontology annotation, biological process: translation. Gene Ontology annotation, molecular function: structural constituent of ribosome; RNA binding. The transcript is spliced from 3 exons. NCBI's taxonomy places the organism in Eukaryota, Metazoa, Arthropoda, Insecta, Diptera, Cecidomyiidae. The record is from RefSeq and is a predicted model, not a curated record.
UCACAUUGGUGAACGAAUCCACUACAAUAAUAUUCAUCUGGCAACAUGUGCGAAACCGUGUGUUCGUCGAAAAUGUCAAAAUAUCAAAUUCUUCUUUUUUAUUUCUUCGAACACAAUGACGAAGGGAACUUCAAGUUUUGGAAAGCGUCAUAACAAGACGCACACCUUGUGUCGUCGAUGCGGUCGUUCAUCGUACCACAUCCAAAAAUCAACUUGCGCUCAAUGCGGCUAUCCAGCAGCUAAGAUCCGAUCAUACAACUGGUCAGAAAAAUCAAAGCGCCGGAAGACCACAGGAACUGGCCGUUGCCGUUACUUGAAAAUUGUACGCCGUCGUUUCCGUAACGGAUUCCGUGAAGGUGGACAAGCUAAACCCCAACGCAAAGGACAAAACCAAGCCUAAACUUAAUUCAAUUUAAUUUGAAUAUGACCCAUUUAAGCAAUGCUGUUAAAAUCGAAUAAAAAAACAUCCAUAGUUCGAAUAAAAUUUAACUCUUUGCACUAAAA